CCCACAGCAUGUAUGCGCCAGCUUUGCUAUUCUCCUCCUCAUUCUUCCAACGCGAUCGAAUCCUUCAAGCACCUGAACCACGCGUCCACCAAGCUAUCCGCUCCAACGCGGACACCAAGUCGGUCGCCGAGCGCAGCACAGAAGGUAAAGGAAAGCAUUCCUGCCUUAACAAAGUACCAUUCGCAGCAAGGGCCAAGCCAGGGUCUGGCGGAUCACAGCGUCAGCAUUGAAGCCAGUCAGGGACACACGGUCAUCGAAGCGACCAUUUGCAGUCAGUGUCAACUAGCGACAUGGAGAACCUGCAAUCAGCAACGUCCAGAUUGGACCUCAAAGGCUCUCUGGCUCCAAGCGCUGGCAGCAGCAGCAACGCCAAUGCUCAUUCCCGCCUAGCGUUUCAAGUUCAACCACUCCACGGCAAUUCGCACAGCAACAUUCCCCACUCGCCCACAUCCAUCAAACCUCAACCUCAUCAUCCGCAUCAUGCGGGUCAGGGUCAUUUGCGCAAAGGGAGCGUCGAUGGAACAUCAAGCAACAACUCGUCUCGACAGGCGAGCGCCACGCUGCAGGCUGUCAACACAACCAAGCCUGCUGCUUCAGCAUCUGCUGCAGGGCAAGGUGCAUCUGCCUCUUCCGCGGUAUUGAGGCACGUAGACAUUGGGAAGUAUGAUGGGAGUAUGGAGCGAGACGAGCGCAAGGGACGUCGAACGAUGACGAGGGAAGAGGAUGAAAAGGCAGCUGUAUUGGCUAUCGACAGCGCAUCCAACAAUGCUCACAAGCCUACGCGCAAGUGGGCUUUGAAAGAAUUCGAAGUGGGCCGCGCAAUGGGCAAGGGAAGGUUUGGAAGAGUCUACAUUGCUCGAACAAAGGCUGAUGCCCAGGGAAGUGGCGCGGGAUUCAUCGUGGCGCUCAAAUUGCUGUACAAGAAGGAGAUCGUGUCGGACAUGCUGGAAACGCAAGUCAGGAGAGAAAUUGAGAUCCAAAUGAACCUCAGACACCCCAACGUGCUUCGUAUUUACGGCUACUUUACAGACCAAGGCAGAAUCUUUAUGGCGCUGGAAUUCGCGGCGCGAGGAGAGAUGUAUAAGAUCAUGAGCAAGUUGAGAAAUGGGAAGUGGUCUGAGCCGGAAGCUGGUGCGUUUGCUGGUCAGAUGGCAGACGGCCUUGCAUACUUGCAUUCCAAAAAUGUCAUUCAUCGAGACAUUAAACCCGAAAAUCUGCUCAUUGGGCUGGAUAACAAGCUGAAGAUUGCCGACUUUGGCUGGUCAGUCCAUGCUCCUGGUGACAGGCGGACAACGCAGUGUGGAACUUUGGACUACAUGGCCCCCGAAUUGACCGACCCUGGUACACCGCACGGACACGGCGUGGAUCUUUGGGCCUUUGGAAUCCUGAUCUACGAAUUCUUGAACGGCACACCGCCGUUCGAUUCGCUGGACGAGAGAAACGUGGACAGAGAUCAGUUUGAAACGUACAACCACUAUGCUGCGACCGGCAAAAAGUAUGCCAAUUUUUAUACCAAGGCGCGCAUCAAGACGAUAGAUUACAGCUUUCCUGAUGAGAUGCCGAAUCAGGCCAAAGAUCUCGUCAACAGAUUGUUGCAGGUAAAGCCAGCACAGCGACUACCAUUGGACCAAGUGAUGCAGCAUCCGUGGAUCAAAAAGUGGGAUCCGACGUGCUAUCAGAGAUGCAAAGAAGGAAAUUACGUCAAGGAUACACCGGCUCAUCAGGUGCCGCACGUGCCCCAUUGGACCAGAAUUGGCCGGCUGCCAGAGGACAGGCUUGGCUUGCCCCCCCUCGCUCCUGCCCCUGGCACUGGCGGAAUCCGCAAGGUCAAGAAACCUUGAACACGCACGUACCAAGCCCCGCCUCCAUGCCUCGGUGGAACUCUGUUCACUCUGACAGCACUUAUCACAUCUCAACUCCUCGCCGUGAGCCUAGAUCAUGCGCAAAGCUUUUCACACCGACUUUCGCUUUCGUUGAUCAGAUUUCACGGGUAUUGAAUAUGCCGAUUGAAUGCAGCUAAAUGCACACCAAACAAGAAAGGACGUGGCGCAGGAUACGUACAGAUGGCACCUACGCAACAAUGUUAUGUAGUGAGGUGGCGAAAUAGGGGCAAGACAAGUGCGCGAGAAUUUGUAGAUUGUGCUGUGCUUUGUGCUGGAAGUGGUGGAAUUUGGUGAUGCAUUAUAGCGAACGGAGACAAUGAGGCAAGACGUGGAAGAA
Messenger RNA from Ceraceosorus guamensis, 2220 nucleotides. RefSeq names its product Pkinase-domain-containing protein. Gene Ontology annotation, cellular component: spindle pole centrosome; chromosome passenger complex; spindle midzone. Gene Ontology annotation, molecular function: ATP binding; protein kinase activity. Lineage: Eukaryota; Fungi; Basidiomycota; Exobasidiomycetes; Ceraceosorales; Ceraceosoraceae. The record is from RefSeq and is a predicted model, not a curated record. Gene Ontology annotation, biological process: mitotic spindle organization; regulation of cytokinesis; protein phosphorylation. The coding region runs from base 291 to 1841 and encodes 516 amino acids. The transcript is spliced from 5 exons.